This is a messenger RNA of Penicillium malachiteum, 4290 nucleotides long. RefSeq names its product putative ATP dependent RNA helicase. The coding region runs from base 1 to 4290 and encodes 1429 amino acids. Gene Ontology annotation, molecular function: RNA binding; ATP binding. The transcript has 9 exons. Lineage: Eukaryota; Fungi; Ascomycota; Eurotiomycetes; Eurotiales; Aspergillaceae. The record is from RefSeq and is a predicted model, not a curated record. Gene Ontology annotation, cellular component: intracellular anatomical structure.
AUGCCGCCAAACAAUAAGAAGAAGAAGAAGCCCGCCUCCAAUCCAGCAAGGGGCUUUGCUACAGUCUCAGUACCGUCUAAACCAAAGGCAGAGAGUGUAGAUACACCUUCUUCUACGGCCACAGAAUCGAGAGCCACGCCACAGAACGAACCACAACCCACAAUCAAAGAGAAUGCCCAUGCAGAUGCAGGCGCACCAAAACCCGACCCCUCAUUAAAAAAUUAUUCUCCAGAAGAGAUUGAUAAGCAUUUGGAAGAGGCAGAAUUGCAGAUUUUGGUAGACAAAUAUGCGGCAAAAUGCAAGAGCGACGCAGUGCGACAAGCCACAAAGCUCGAUACAGAGCGGCGUCUCUUUCGCCAGCAAUCAGUGUCAUUGGGUCUGAUCGAUUGGCUUCCGAGCGAAGUACAGGACAGGAUUUUGGAGCUGGCUGAUUCAGAAGAGCACGAUUAUCUUACGUCAAGUGCACGGAAUGGCACUACAAAGCAAGAAACCUCAGAGGAGGAACUACUGGGGAGGCUCUGGACACUACAGGAGACGCUAUUCAAGCUUGGAUUCACAGAAGAUCGUGUUCAAGAAGCACUGAAGCAUGUUCUUACGUACUUCAAAGAAGUGCCCAUGAUUGCUAGUCGGGAUAUUGCAUGGAAUUUGGACGAGACUUUGGAAUGGCUGGCAAGACACACCGAUAAGAAAGACCUUCCUUCAUACACCCAAACAGCGUCUCGCUCGCAAAAAGAGACUGAAGUCACAUCUUGGAUGAUUGAACCAUCAAAAUCAUCUACCUCCAAUAAAACCUCGAAUGGAAGCAAGCAGGAAAAGCCCAAGGCCGACUGGAAAGCUGCCAAGGUUGCGCCUCCAGUUUCCUAUGACUCCGAUACCUCGAUUGAUCCGGACACUAUGGUCCCUGAGUGGUUGGACUUGCAGACAAAGCUCUACAGUCUCCAACCUGACCUCUUCGAUCGUCCAGGGAAAGGCAAAAAGGGCCGAAUGGCAGCACCCAGCCAGUCAGAGGAUGCUGAGGUGGCUAAGUUGCAACGCAAAAUCGCUAAGAUUGAACGCGAUGUACUCUUUGAGCGCCAAGAAGCGGAAUACAUCUGGAAAGACAAACUAGAGGAGCUCCGUAAGGAUGCUGCAUUUCUGCGCCGACCGGUGGAGCGGAAGAAGGAUGCACAGGAGACCGAGCCAGAACCAGAAGAUCCUAAUCUUACUGUCCCAUCGCUUGAGGAAAUGGAUGAGGCUGAGGGACUCCUUGGUGGCAUGUUCCAGGAUGAACCUGAUAGUACAGGGUCAAUAUUAGGUCUUCCACCUCCUGAUGGAGGGGUGAAGAUCACACUUCGAGACUUUGGCAAGUCCACGGGUCUGAGUCCGCGGCGAGUCCUGGAAGAAACCUGCAAAUCGAGGGAUGCCUCAUGCAAGGUGGUCUACCAGGACUUUUCGACUUCCGGCCAUCAAAUUCGGAAAGCCGUUGAGGUCCGAUGGUCUAAGCCGCAAGAGAGUCCGUUCUCAUUGGAAGUGGAAUCGGUUACCCAUAAAUCCAACGCAAAUGCCACAUAUGUGUCGAUGGACUCGCUCGCAACGCCAAAUACCCAGCAAGCUGAGGCAUACGUCUCAACGCUUGCUCUGUUCAUUCUCUUUCCUCAAAACUCCAAGGAGGGCAAAGCCUAUCUGCGGAUCCCCGCUGUCUGGAGAGACCUUUGGACUGAACUCUCAAACUUGAAGAAAAUUCAAGAGGAUGAAAUCGACAAAUCCACAAUCAAGAGUCUAAAAGUCCUUGUACAGGAGAAUCAAGGCACCUUUGAGGAUGAUGUUGUACUUUUGGACAACUUCCGCAAGAGGAACGGCAUCGGUUCCAAACCGGGCAGUCCCUUGAAAGGAAAUAUUCGGGAGAACUACAUCGAUCAAAGUGAGAGGCUUAGGGAAGCAUGGGAAGCCAAGGCAUCUGCGCCAUCUUUUCAUAAGAUGAUGCCGGGUAGAAUGAAUCUUCCGAUCUGGAGCUUCAAAGAUGAGAUUCUGCACACCUUGGAUAUGCACCAAGCAUUGAUUAUUUGCAGUGAGACUGGAAGUGGAAAGAGUACCCAAAUUCCAUCCUAUAUCCUGGAACAUGAGAUGCUUCAGGGCCGUCCCUGUAAAGUUUACGUAACAGAACCACGCCGAAUCUCUGCAAUAUCGCUUGCUCGACGAGUCAGUGAGGAGCUUGGAGAGAGCAAAAACGAUGUUGGAACCACACGGUCCCUGGUCGGUUUCGCCGUAAGGUUGGAAAGCAAAAUUAGCUCGGCCACUCGACUUGUCUAUGCGACUACUGGUGUUGUCGUGCGCAUGUUGGAGCGACCGGAUGAUUUCCAAGAUGUCACACAUGUUGUUCUCGACGAGGUUCACGAGCGGACGAUCGACAGUGACUUCCUUCUGGUCGUUCUUCGGAGAUUGAUGCAGAAGCGCCCUGAUCUGAAGCUCAUCUUGAUGUCUGCGACACUUGAAGCACAGCGUUUCUCCACCUAUCUUGGAGGCGUCCCCGUUCUCAACAUUCCGGGACGAACUUUCCCUGUGGAAAUGAAAUACCUCGAGGAUGCUGUUGAGAUGACAAACUACCGUCUUUCUGAGGAUGAUUCGACAUACACCACCCAGGAGGAUGACAUUGAUGAGACUGAAGACUCCAAUGCUGACACUGCUGGAGGGUUACAAGCUAGCCUAGAUGGAUACUCAAGGCAAACACGAGAAACCGUGUCCAAGUUCGAUGAGUACCGGUUGGACUAUCAGUUGAUCAAGAGAUUGCUUCUCAGAAUUGCAACUAGCCCUGAUAUGGAAUACUAUAGCAGAGCUAUUCUGGUUUUCAUGCCUGGUCUAGCAGAGAUUCGUCGUCUAAAUGAUGAGAUCCUCUCCGAACCAACUUUCCAAAGGGGAUGGAUUAUCCAUGCACUGCACUCCUCGAUUGCUAGUGAAGACCAAGAAAAGGCGUUCAAUGUGCCACCCGAGGGCAUGAGGAAGAUUGUGAUUGCUACUAACAUUGCAGAAACCGGUAUCACAAUCCCAGACAUCACCGCAGUGGUCGAUGCAGGAAAAGAGAAGAUGAUGAGAUUCGAUGAACGACGACAGCUCUCUCGGCUCGUCGAGUCAUUCAUCUCCCGUGCGAAUGCCAAGCAAAGACGUGGUCGAGCUGGUCGUGUACAGAAGGGUAUCUGCUUCCAUCUUUUUACCAAGCAUCGACAUGACAAAUUGCUGGCUGAACAACAAACACCAGAGAUGCUCCGACUUUCUCUCCAAGAUCUGGUUUUGCGAGUCAAGAUCUGCAAGCUGGGCGAAGUAGAAAAAACCCUACUGGAGGCCCUGGACCCGCCUUCAUCCAAGAACAUUCGACGAGCCAUCGACUCGCUCAAAGAAGUGAAAGCCCUCACCAGCGGCGAGAGCCUUACACCCUUGGGAUCCCAGCUAGCAAAGCUGCCUCUCGAUGUGUUUCUCGGAAAACUGAUCAUCCACGGUGCUUUCUUCAAGUGUCUGGAUGCAGCAGUCAGCAUUGCAGCCAUUCUGUCUUCCAAAUCACCAUUCGUCAAUACCAUGGGAUCAAAUUCACAGCGUGACGCCGCACGCAACUCAUUCCAAAGAGGUGACUCGGACCUACUUACUGUGUACAACGCUUACUGCUGUUGGAAACGAGCACGUAGUACUCCUGGCAUGAGUGAAUUCUCCUUCUGUCGCAAAAACUUCCUCAACCCACAGACUCUCCUCGGUAUUGAAGAUAUCAAAAUGCAACUGAUAGUCUCAAUCGCCGACGCCGGUCUUCUAAGCUUAGAUCCAGCACAGAAGACCGCUCUGAGCAGAGCUCGAUCAGGAGGACGAAACCGCCAAUUCUUCACAAUCCCUGAAGAACAUAACCUCAACAGCUCCAACGACGUGGGCUGGCGCAACGUCGCAAAUAAUCAGACUGUCACCCUCCACCCAACAUCAAUCAACAAGCACGCCGAUUCAGCCAUCAAAUGGCUCUCGUAUUACCAUAUCAUGCAAGCGCGGAACAGGAAUCUAAAUGCACAUGAAACAAGUGCCGUGGAUGAUUUCGCUAUUGCUUUACUAUGUGGUGAAGCGGAGUUCAAGAUGUACUCGGGUGUUAUCUCCAUCGAUGCCAAUCGAAUCCGUUUCGCACUACGAGAUUGGAAAUCUAUGCUCGCGCUUAAGAUUCUCAAUUCGAGACUUCGAGAAAUUCUUGCGUCUACGUUUAAGAAUCCGCAUAAACCGCUUUCAUACAAGCAGCAGCAGUGGCUUGAUAUUUGGCAACUUAUUUUCUCUCAAGCUGGAAAGCGCUAA